CCGGCAGGGCACCGCGCUCCCGCCCCGCCGCGCCAUGCCGCUGGGGCACAUCAUGAGGCUGGACCUGGAGAGAAUCGCCCUGGAGUACGUCGUGCCCUGCUUGCAUGACAUCGGCUUCUGCUACCUGGACAACUUCUUGGGGGAGGUGGUGGGGGACUGCGUGCUGGAGCGGGUGAAGCGGAUGCACCGGGACGGGGAGCUGGCCGACGGGCAGCUGGCCGGCCCCAGCCGCGGCGUCGCCAAGCGGCACCUCCGCGGCGACCAGAUCAAGUGGAUCGGGGGCACGGAGGAGGGCUGCGAGGCCAUCAACUUUCUCCUCACGCUGAUAGACCGGCUGGUGAUGUACUGCGGGAGCCGACUUGGCAAGUACUACGUGAAAGAGCGAUCCAAGGCUAUGGUUGCUUGCUAUCCUGGAAAUGGAACUGGUUAUGUUCGUCAUGUGGACAAUCCAAAUGGUGACGGGCGCUGCAUCACCUGUAUUUAUUACCUGAAUAAGAAUUGGGACUCCAAGCUGCAUGGUGGAAUUCUUCGAAUAUUCCCAGAAGGAAAGUCCUAUGUAGCAGAUGUUGAGCCGAUUUUUGACCGAUUACUUUUUUUUUGGUCAGAUAGAAGGAACCCACAUGAAGUCCAGCCUUCUUAUGCAACCAGAUAUGCCAUGACUGUGUGGUAUUUUGAUGCCGAAGAAAGAGCAGAAGCCAAAAAAAAGUUCAGGAGCUUAACAGAUGCAAGGAAGAGAGAAGCACCUCUUAAUGAAGACUAAUGAACUGUUUCUGAACUCUUUGUGAGGAAAUAAGAUCCCAAAGAUGACUUCCAUUUCCAGCAAACAAUGGCAAAUCAUUAUUAUGCACAAGAACGUACUGAUUGUGUCUAGCAUGUGCAUCUUAUACUGAUGGUACUUAAGGCAGCCUCCUGUCAUGCUGCAUCUGGCAAAAGGAACACUUGUUUUCUCUUUGCCUUUUGCUGGAAAAAGUAACCAGGGUUAAAAAAAAAAGAGUAUCACUAAGCCUAGUAGUAGUGGCUAAGCCAACUGGCUUUUGAUCACUCUUGUAACUAAGAUAAUGAUCAUUGAAACUAGUGGUAAAAACCUGAGUCUUAUUUGCACUUUAUGGUAAAGAAAAAGUCUAGCUCAAUGGGAAGGAGCUUUGUAAGUUUAAAAUCUGUGGCAGACUGCUAAUAGGCACGGAGAUAUAUUGGACAUGUGAAACUAAAUUGGAUAUUUCACAGAUUUGUAGAGUGUCAUCUCAUGGUCUGUCUCAAGUGGACCUGUUGAUGUACUGUUCAUCACUUUGCAGAACAUUGGUUCAGCUCUUUGAUAGCAUAACUUUCCAAACAGAUUUUUGUCUACACAAUCAUUGCAUUUCCUGGAUUUUGUUUGCUUUUCAAGAAGCAAGUUCUAGCUAGUUGCACUAGUUGCACUGCCCUUUCUGUCUCAGGACUGAGGGGUUAGUAGUUAUGUAUCUGUUCACAACUUUGUAAAACCAUUUCCUUUCUGUUCUGAGCAGGAUGGGUUCUACAUUUUCUAUUUUCACAGUUGGGUACAGCAGCUGUUUUCUCCCUAAAGUCUGGUAAACUUGGAAGGCUUAUGGCACAUAAUACUUUGGCACUAAAGGCCAGUGAUGUGCAGAGUUUAGGGUUUGCUUUGUGACUUCUCCAUCUGUUAUGUUCUGUAUGACACAGAUAUGAAUCUGAAAGGAAAAGAGAUAUCUGACAGUCUGACAAAUAUAUGAUAAAUAAUGGGUAACUUAGACUUGAUUUUUAUGUUGAUUAUUCUUAGUUAACACACUUGUUUAAUUUUGCAUGCAUGUGUAAUUUGAAUGAAACAGCAAUUACGUUUCAGUUGGUCUGUUA
This is a messenger RNA of Manacus vitellinus (golden-collared manakin), 1848 nucleotides long. It is a transcript of the gene EGLN3, whose product is annotated as egl-9 family hypoxia inducible factor 3. The record is from RefSeq and is a predicted model, not a curated record. Gene Ontology annotation, molecular function: peptidyl-proline 4-dioxygenase activity; ferrous iron binding; L-ascorbic acid binding. Lineage: Eukaryota; Metazoa; Chordata; Aves; Passeriformes; Pipridae. Gene Ontology annotation, biological process: cellular response to hypoxia; peptidyl-proline hydroxylation to 4-hydroxy-L-proline. The coding region runs from base 35 to 760 and encodes 241 amino acids. Gene Ontology annotation, cellular component: nucleus; cytoplasm. The transcript has 5 exons.